This is a messenger RNA of Gekko japonicus, 2715 nucleotides long. Its product is annotated as discoidin domain-containing receptor 2-like. Gene Ontology annotation, biological process: positive regulation of kinase activity; cell surface receptor protein tyrosine kinase signaling pathway; multicellular organism development. Bases 144 to 2705 code for a protein of 853 amino acids. Gene Ontology annotation, cellular component: membrane; signaling receptor complex. Lineage: Eukaryota; Metazoa; Chordata; Lepidosauria; Squamata; Gekkonidae. The record is from RefSeq and is a predicted model, not a curated record. Gene Ontology annotation, molecular function: protein tyrosine kinase collagen receptor activity; collagen binding; ATP binding. The transcript has 16 exons.
GAAGCCGAGCGCAGCUGGAUCCAUGGCGGUAGAGAGGCUGGGAUCGCCCUGGUGGAGGCGGCGGAGAGGCUAGGCUGGACAGACAUUUGAAUGGCAGCGACUGACCACCAGGGAGCACCGCCCGACUGACCCACGGGCUUCCCAUGUCUCCAAGGAUGCUGUGUUUGCCAGUCCUACUGCUGUUUGGCCUCUCCUGUUGCUCCAGCUCAGAAGUGAACCCUGCAAUAUGCCGAUACCCUUUGGGGAUGCAUGAAGGGACAAUCCGAGAUGAGGAUAUCACAGCUUCCAGCCAGUGGUAUGACUCUACAGGACCACAGUAUGCACGGUUGUUGAGGGAGGAAGGUGAUGGGGCCUGGUGCCCUGCUGGACUCCUGCAACCAGAGGACGUGCAGUUUCUCCAAAUAGAUCUGCAUAAACUCUACUUCAUCACGCUAGUGGGAACGCAGGGGCGGCAUGCACGAGCCACUGGGAAGGAAUUUGCCCGUGCUUACCGAAUUGACUACAGCCGCAACGGGGAGCACUGGCUGUCUUGGAAGGACCGUCAGAACAGGCAGGUGAUUCAAGGUAACGUUGACACUUAUGACGUUGUCCUGAAAGAUUUGCGUCCACCUGUCAUCGCCCGCUACAUCCGAGUGAUCCCGGUGACUGAGCAGCCCAUGACUGUCUGCAUGCGAGUGGAACUCUAUGGCUGUGUUUGGUUUGAUGGCCUGGAGUCCUACAGCAUGCCGGAGGGAGGCGUGAUCACAGCUCCGGGUCACCCCAUUGUUUACCUGAAUGAUUCGACCUAUGAUGGUUACCAAGAACACAAGCUUUUACACGGUGGUUUGGGCCAGCUGACGGAUGGUGUUCUGGGCUUGGAUGAUUUUACAAAGAGCCACCAGUACCGUGUAUGGCCAGGCUAUGACUAUGUUGGCUGGAGGAACGACAGUAUUAGUGGUGGCACUGUGGAGAUGGAGUUCCAGUUUGACCGGCAGAGGAACUUCACCUCCAUGAAGAUCCACUGCAAUAACAUGUUUUCCAAGGGAGUAAAGAUCUUCCAGCGGGUGGAGUGCUUAUUCAAGCCGCGGUUGAUUGCAGAGUGGGAGCCUGAACCUGUGGGUGUGGACACUGUCCUGGACGAUAAAAAUCCCAGUGCACGGUUUGUGACCGUCCCCCUCAACCAACGUGUGGGCAAAGCCAUCCUCUGCCACUUCUACUUUGCCGACAGCUGGAUGAUGAUCAGUGAAAUCUCCUUCCAGUCAGGUGAGCAGGAGGAGGCAAAUGCUCAGAGCCAGGGACUCAGCCCCUGGACUGCACCCAAAACUGAGGAAUCGAGCACCUCCAGCUUGGUCGGCUGCCUCGUGGCCAUCAUCUUGGUGCUCCUUAUCAUCAUCAUCGCCAUCCUGUGGAGGCAGUACGCCCAGAAGCGGCUGGAGACGGCUCCUCGGCGAAUCCUGGAAGAAGACGCCACCGUCCGACUGUCCUUCUACAGCUCCAGGAUUGUCAGCGGUCAGACGCAGAUCCACCAGACCAACCCCACCUAUGAGAGAGUUUUCCCGUUGGACCUGGAAUAUCACCAGCCCACCACCCUGCUCCAGAAACUGCCGGAGCUCUCCCAAAGUGCUGAGGAUUCGGCCUGCAGUGGUGAUUACGCCGAGCCUGAUCUUACCAAGUGCACACCUCACCAAGGCUUCCAGAAUAAUGUCCCACACUACGCCGAAACGGACAUCGUCAGCCUGCAGGGUGUGACGGGCAACAACACGUACGCUGUGCCAGCCAUCACCGUUGACUCCUUGACCAAGAAGGACAUCUCUGUGGCUGAGUUCCCAAGGCAGCAGCUACGGCUGAAGGAGAAGCUGGGAGAAGGGCAGUUUGGGGAGGUCCAUCUGUGUGAAGCGGAUGGUCUUCUAGAAUUCCUGGGUCGGGGCUCUGCAGAGGCCUCCAGCAGGGCAGCCUUAGUAGCCGUAAAGAUGCUCAGAGCCAACGUCACCAAGACAGCCAGGAACGAUUUUCUAAAGGAAAUCAAGAUCAUGUCCCGGCUAAAGGACCCAAACAUCAUCCGCCUGCUGGGGGUGUGCGUACGGGAUGAUCCAUUAUGUAUGAUCACCGAGUACAUGGAGAACGGGGAUCUUCAUCAGUUCCUGUUGCAGAGGCAGAGCAGAAGCACCUUUACUCUCUCCAAUAACAUUCCCUGUGUCAGCUGCCUCCACCUCCUGCUCAUGGCUACCCAAAUUGCCUCCGGCAUGAAGUAUUUGGCUUCCCUCAACUUUGUGCACCGAGACCUGGCUACGCGCAACUGCCUGGUUGGGAACAACUACACCAUCAAGAUUGCCGAUUUUGGCAUGAGCCGGAAUCUGUACAGUGGUGAUUACUACCGGAUCCAGGGCAGGGCUGUGCUGCCAAUCCGCUGGAUGGCUUGGGAGAGUAUCCUGCUGGGCAAGUUCACCACAGCCAGUGAUGUCUGGGCCUUUGGUGUGACACUGUGGGAAAUGUUCACACUGUGUAAAGAGCAGCCUUACAACUGGCUCUCAGAUGAGCAGGUCAUCGAGAACACGGGGGAGUUCUUCCGAGACCAAGGCCGGCAGGCUUAUCUCUCUCAACCACCCCUAUGUCCAAAUCCUGUGUUCUCCUUGAUGAUGAAGUGCUGGAGUCGAGACAUCAAGGACCGCCCAGCGUUCGAGGCCAUCCACCUGUUUCUCGUGGAGCAAAUGGAUGGGAGCAUCUGACCCACAGAAG